GCCCCGGCCAAUGGGGGAGCUGAAUUUGUAACUGCUGGUGAUUUCAAAACAACCGAAAAUCAAAACCGACAAGCUGACAAGCUUAUGACAUCAACGAACUUUUACAUGUGCCGUUUUACAAUUUUUUACAUGAAAACUUGAAAAAUCCAGGGGAAUUUUACAAGAAAAAAGAAAAUUAAAAAUUAAGAAAAAUCAAAAAUGGCCCCAAUGAUACCAAAAAUGGCAAAUGCAAAAACAUUGACUGGAAUGCACGCGGUAUCGACAAGAAGCAGAACCAUAGCGAAUUGCGGGGGCCAAAAAGACACAGUCAGAGGCAAAAGAAAAGCUGAUUGUUCCCCUUCAAAGGAAAAAGGCGCUAAAAGGUCAGCUUUCGGUGAUGUAUCAAAUGUUUUGGCUAAAAGCAGAGCCAUUGACAAUGCCAAGCCAGCUUUGAAGACGGGCCCCAAAAAGGUAACAGUACAAGCUAAAGUUUUGGCAUCGGUGAAAACGGUGGUGAAACCUAGACAGAAUGAGAAUUUGGCGCCGCCGCCCGCCCCCGGUAACAAGGUGAUAACUAGGGCCGCGAAAAAUACCGCGGUCGCCCCAAAUCAAACGGCACUCAAGCCAAAGGAGGUGCUGAAGGAGAACAAUCACGCCAUCAGGGUGAAGACAAGGCUUAGCAAUGAGUUUGAAAAGACUGAGGAGUCGCUUUACUGCAGUGCUUUAGAGGACAGUAGUAACGAUUCCACCUACUUCAGUGCAAAAAGAUCCAGAUCGAAGUCCGGCGCCGAUCCGGAGUGCAAAUCGACGGCGGGGACUCCGGCGACUCCGGGCAACAACGUGUCGCUGGUGGCGCGCGAGAUCGAGGCGAAGCUUAACCUGGGCCACCACGAGGUUCCCGACAACGUCGAGGACUACGACAAGGAGUACUGGAACGACAUCUUCCAGGUGUCGCACUAUGCGAUGGACAUUUUCAAUUACUACAAGGAGAGAGAAGCUCACUUUUCGGUACCCGACUACAUGGACCGUCAGAUCUGCCUGACGCGCAACAUGCGCGCCCUCCUCGUCGACUGGAUGGUGGAGAUCCAGGAGAGCUUCGAGCUCAACCACGAAACGCUCUACUUGGGCGUGAAGCUGGUCGACUCGUACUUGAGCAAGAUGACGGUGGGCAAGGACACGCUGCAACUGGUCGGCGCAGCGUCCAUGUUCAUCGCCUCCAAGUACGACGAACGCAUGCCGCCCAUGAUCGACGAUUUCCUCUACAUCUGCGACGGCGCCUACGCCAGGAGGGAGCUGAUCCGGAUGGAGAUCAACAUCUUGAAGGUGUGCGGGUUCGACUUGGGCAUCCCGAUCAGCUACAGGUUCUUGAGGAGAUACGCCAGGGUGACUAAAGUGACGAUGCCGGUACUGACGUUGGCAAGAUAUAUUUUGGAACUAUCUUUAAUGGAUUACGAAACUGUAACUGUUAGAGAUUCUUUGUUGGCUUCGGCGUCUCUAUUUUUGGCGCUUAGGAUGAAGAAUAUUGGCGGUUGGAGUGCUGCCCUAGAAUUUUACACAGGGUACAAAUACGAAGACAUACGGAGUACAGUGCAAUUGUUAAACUCUGGACUGAACAAACCAAUAUCGAAAAAAACGAUGACCGUUCGCAACAAAUACUCUCACAAAAUCUUUUUCGAGGUGGCCAAAACGCCCGCCAUCAAAACGGAAAAUCUGUAACACCGAUUAUAUGUUUUUUUUUUAAUUUUUAUCGACAAUUUUAGCAUGUUUUAUUAUGUUGUCUCGAUUCCCCAGCAUAUUUACUAUAUUUUACGAUUAUUCUAUUUUAUAUAAAUAUGUAAGUAUACACAAUUUUUAGAGACGGUGUAAAAAUGAACAAAAGACCUAUUGUGUAUAUUUUUUAUUGUUUUAUGUAAUGUAAUAAGCAUUACUAAUUAAGAAUAGAUUUAUUUUUAUACCACCUGUUUUGACUAGUUUUAUUCUGUGUGACUACUGCUCAAUUGACUUGACAUGUACUUGUGUUGUUUUAGACAAUAAAUGAUUCGCCCAAAUUGUGUUAAAUUUUUGCGAAGAAAUUUUGAACCGAAAAAAUAACAGUAAAAUGCGAAAUUGUAUUACCUACUUGAAUUAUACAUUGGCUCUCAGUAUAAAGAAAAAAC
Messenger RNA from Brassicogethes aeneus, 2135 nucleotides. The record is from the annotation of a GenBank genome assembly. NCBI's taxonomy places the organism in Eukaryota, Metazoa, Arthropoda, Insecta, Coleoptera, Nitidulidae.